ACUCUCAACAGAGCCUUUUACAGGGAACUGUUCUUCAAAUUAAACCUCAAACUCCCAAUUUCCCACUCUUAAUUUCCUCAGAUUUUCAGACCAAAAGUGUCGGAAGCACCCCAGUUGUUUUUUGGGGCCAGUGUCGGAAAUGAAUUUGUAAGAACAGUUACCGACGAUAAGAACUGAAAAUGCAGAGAUUGGUUCUUCACCGGCCCCCGGUUAUUUCAAGAGGGAGGCUUCCUUUACUGCCUCUUGUAGACUCAUUUCCAUGUUUUGGUAGCAUAUCAAGAAAACCCACAUCUCCUUCAUUAAGAUAUAAAGAAAUAUCAACGUUGAGUUCGAGAUUCAGCACAUUAAGAGCACAAGCAUCCAAUGUUGGUAUUGGAUCUGGAGGCUAUGAUGGCCGGGAGGAAAAAGACAAGCUUAAGGGUUCAGCAAGCGACACUUCUUCUGAAAUAUUGAAGCCUCCUGGUCAAAUUCCUUAUCCUCUCUCCAUAGCUAUUGUGCUCUUUGGAUGUGCUUUAGUGUUUUCACUGAUUGCCUUUGCAAAAGGAGGACCUUCAUCAUUCUUAUCAGCAGUUGCAAAGUCAGGCUUGACUGCUGCCUUCACAUUAAUAUUUGUUUCCGAAAUUGGAGAUAAGACCUUUUUUAUUGCUGCACUGUUGGCCAUGCAAUAUGAGAAAGGACUGGUAUGUUCUCUCCUAACUUUCUAUUUCUCUGCUGUGUUUGUUACCUGUUCUUUAUCUCUAUAUUUUGCAUCUGUCUCACUUUUAUACUCGGAAGUACUUUUCUGAAAUGACGAUAUGUGCCUGGUAAGUGAAUUUGUUUCUUAAAUCUUAAUGGAAGCUUAUAUGGAAGUCUCCACUGUUAUGUUAAUUCUGUCAUCUUUCUUGAUGGAUCAUGGUUUGAAUCAUUGGCAAGGUUCUUUUGGGAUCAAUGGCUGCGCUUUCUCUUAUGACCAUCUUGUCAGUGGUGAUUGGACGGAUAUUUCGAUCAGUUCCUGCUCAAUUUCAGACAACCUUGCCAAUUGGAGAAUAUGUAGCCAUAGCUCUUCUAGUGUUCUUUGGCCUCAAAUCUAUAAAAGAUGCAUGGGACCUACCACCAACCACAAACAAAAAAGGUGACAAGAGCAGCCAUGAACUUGAUGAAUUUGUGGAAGCCGAGGAACUUGUUAAAGAAAAGGUUUCAAAACGGCUCUCAAAUCCAUUUGAAAUUGUUGGGAAAUCAUUUAGCCUUACAUUCUUUGCUGAAUGGGGAGACCGUUCAAUGCUUGCAACAAUUGCCCUUGCUGCUGCACAGUCUGCAUGGGGUGUGGCUAGUGGAGCCAUUGCUGGACACUUAUUUGCAACAUCUAUUGCAGUUCUAGGAGGAGCAUUUCUUGCCAACUACGUUUCCGAAAAACUGGUGGGUUAUCUAGGUGGAGCACUUUUUCUGGUUUUUGCUGCAGCUACAUACUUUGGAGUUUUCUAGUAAAAUUUUGGGAGAUUUCUCUGCGUGUAUAGUAGAACACUGCUACCUGUGGACGUCAAGACAGAACUAGUGAUUAGAGGAAACGAAGCCCUUGAUUAUUUGCCGCUGAAUCUGUGAGGAGGCACACACAUACAACCCUGAAUGUCCUUCCCUCUACAUGUUCAUUGCAGCGGAUAAAAAUUCAAAAUAUAGGUCACAUUAGAAAUUUUAACAAACUUUGAAGGAUAAUCUUGGCCUUUGAGACCAGCUUGGUAGUAUGUUAUAUAAUGUAUGUGUGGAUCAUGUCUGCUGCUGCUCGGAUCACCAAUGCUAGGCUGUAAUGAGCUUAUAAACUUGUUUGUUUACAUUACGCCCGUCUUAAUGAUUGAAUUU
This is a messenger RNA of Rubroshorea leprosula, 1833 nucleotides long. Lineage: Eukaryota; Viridiplantae; Streptophyta; Magnoliopsida; Malvales; Dipterocarpaceae. The record is from the annotation of a GenBank genome assembly.